GAGGAGGUAAAUAUGGACUCGGACCGGAGGAGAGACGGCCGGAGCUGGGACUGGGACAGUCCGCAGUGCCGAGCCCAGCUGGACGAGAUCUUUUUCCGUGAGCAGGACUACAUCCAGGCCGGCAGCCCGGAGCACAAGGAGUUCUGGGCUUUCUUCGACCGCUUCCAGAGGUUCAAAACCAAGAGGGACAUGGCUGGUCCUGGAGCCAGCCGAGGAGAGGACAGAGAAGACCGAGGCAGGUCCGGUUCUGCAAAGGUGGAUCUUGGCCUCCCUAAAGACUACGAUGCUCGCUACCGGAUCAACGUGUCCGUGUGCAGCAGAGACAUCGAGGAUCGUUUGGGGAAGUCAGAGCACCGGAGCCGGCAGAGAUCCUCCGGACCGGGGUCCCAGCAGGUCUCAGACUGCCGCCUGGCUCUGCUGCACUUCCUGGACUUCAGCCAGAGACAGAGUUUCGGUAAACUGGCCAAGCUGCGCCGGGAGCAGAAGAACCUGCCCAUCUUCCAGUACCACGACCGGAUCGCGGAGCUGGUGAGGCGGCACCCGGUGGUGGUCGUGGCUGGAGACACGGGCUGUGGGAAAUCCACCCAGGUUCCUCAGUAUCUUCUGUCAGCUGGGUUCAACCAGAUCGCCUGCACUCAGCCUCGGAGGAUCGCCUGUAUAUCACUUGCAAAGAGAGUCAGCUUUGAGAGUCUGAAUCAGUACGGCUCAAAGGUGGGGUACCAGAUCCGCUUUGAGACCACUCGGACUACAGCCACCAAACUGCUGUUCUUGACCGAGGGGUUGCUGCUCAGACAGAUCCAGCAGGACAGGACGCUGGCUCAGUACCAGGUGGUGAUUGUGGACGAGGUUCACGAGAGACACCUCCACUGUGACUUCCUCCUGGGCGUCCUGCGCUCGCUGCUGGCCGACCGCCCGGACCUGCGUCUCAUCCUCAUGUCAGCCACCAUCAACAUCAAACUCUUCUCCGACUAUUUCAGCAGCGCUCCUGUGCUGCAGGUUCCAGGCAGAUUGUUUCCUAUUCAGGUGAUUUACCAGCCGAUUCCACCUGAGGAGCAGUCCUCCCGUUCAGAGAAACUGGAUCCCAGGCCGUACCUGCGCAUCCUGCAGGGCAUCGACCAGCGUUACCCCCCAGAGGAACGUGGCGACCUGCUCCUCUUCCUCAGCGGUGUGGCCGAAAUCUCUACUAUUCAGGAGGCCUGUCAGAUCUACGCCACCCACACACGUCGCUGGAUAGUUUUACCGCUGCACAGCACCCUCUCGCUUGUCCAGCAGGAUAAGGUGUUUGACAUUGCUCCUCCUGGGGUGAGAAAGUGCAUCAUCUCUACCAAUAUUGCUGAGACUUCAGUUACAAUAGAUGGAGUGCGCUUUGUUGUUGACUCAGGAAAGGUGAAGGAAAUGAGUUUUGAUCCGAAGGCCAAGAUGCAACGUCUGCAGGAGUUCUGGAUCAGCCGAGCCAGCUCCGAGCAGAGGAAAGGUCGAGCCGGUCGCACAGGUCCAGGAGUGUGUUACCGCCUCUACGCCGAGUCAGACUACGACGCCUUCGCACCUUAUCCUGUCCCUGAAAUCCACAGAGUGGCUCUGGACUCCCUCAUUCUCCAGAUGAAGAGCAUGGGUCUUGGAGAUCCGCUGUCUUUUGUCUUUAUUGAUCCUCCUCCGACUGCUAGUAUCCAGACUGCUGUUGUAUAUCUAAAAGACCAGGGGGCGCUAGACAGUCGUGGUGAUCUGACCUCUAUUGGUAGUUUGUUGGCACAGCUGCCUGUCGAUGUGGUCAUAGGGAAGAUGCUGGUUCUGGGCUCUUUGUUCAACCUGGUGGAGCCGGUGUUGACAGUAGCAGCAGCCCUCAGCGUUCAGUCGCCUUUCCUUCGCAGCUCACAACAAAACCCAGACUGUGCCACGGCCCGCCAGCCCCUGCACAGCAACCAGGGAGACCCCUUCACCCUGCUCAACACCUUCAACGCCUGGGUGGAGGUGAAGGGAGAAAGAGGCGGGGGUUCCAGGAAGUGGUGCAGGAGGAGAGGCCUGGAGGAGCAGCGACUCUAUGAGAUGGUCAACCUACGCAGACAGUUCAAGGAUUUGCUGAAGAGCCACGGCCUGCUGGAGUCAGAGGACGGCGCUCCCUCUGGUGGAGACCGAGGGCAGCGCAGGGAGAGGCUGACCGAGAGGAGAAAGCUGCAUCAGCUGAAGAGAGAUCACGAGCAGCAGGAGGGGAGCAAACGUAAAGUCCUGAGGCUGGACGAGGGCCAGGACGGAGAGUUCUCCUCAGGAUCAGACACCGAGGAAACUGGCAGAGGAAAGAAGGACAAGAAGGAAUCGGGACAGAACAUGGACAUACAGGAGGUGAAGUUCAAGUUGCGUCACAACGUGUCGCAGCUGCAGGAGGCGGUCAGCGUCAGUCAGGACUUGUCGUCCCGCCAGCAGGCUUUGCUUAAGCUGCUGCUUUGCCGAGGCCUCUACCCUCAGCUGGCACUGCCCGAUGAACACAACUCCACCCGCAAAGACUCAGAGCAGGUUUUUCACACAAAGAAUAAGCAGGGAGUGGUAAUCCACCCGACCAGUGUGUUCGCCAGUGACCCAGAGGUUUUACAUGUUCCUGAGGGUGACAAUGGAGAAAUGGGGUCUGAUAGGAAGGACAGCAGCAAACACCAGCUGUUGGCCUUCGUCACUCUGCUGGAGACCAACAAGCCGUAUUUGUCCAACUGUGUGCGAGUUCCUGCGCUGCAGGCUCUGCUGCUGGUGGCGAACUCCGUGGACACCAACGCUGACUGCACACGGCUGGUGGUGGACGGCUGGCUGGAGGUGGAGCUGAGGGAGGCGGAGGAGGCGCUGAAGGUUCUGUCCACGGCUCUGAGCCUCAGGGCCGAGUGGGAGCGCCUCCUGCUGGCCCAGCUGGGGCAGAGCUCAGCCCAGGGGGUGUCCCGCAGGGUCAUGGAGAAGCUGAGCGAAGGCCUGGUCCGCUUCCUGCUCUACACUGAGGUCACCUACAGUCUGCGGCGACUUGCAGCUUUCCAGGCCCAGAACCUCUACGUCGGUCCUCAGUCUGAGUCGUCUCACACUGAAGCUCCAGAUCUGAGCCUCCUAUUUCCAGGAGCAGAGGCCAAACCGGACCCCAUCAAAGGAGGCCUGCAUGUCACCAGCUUCUUCACCUACAACUGCCUGGCCGAUUCAAAGGAUCUCUACAGCGAGUGUUUACGUACUUUCUGGACGUGUCCCAACUGUGGCUUGUACAUGCCGCUGACUCCACUGGAGCGAAUGCAUCACGAAGCUUCCUGCAGGCCACCUGGGGAACAGCAGCAGGAAGAAGAGCCAGAAGAUAAAAAGUCCGGCUCCUCCUUGGCAUCCAGUCUUACCAGAGUUUAUCAUUGUGACGUCUGUAACAAAGAUCUGAACCUCACUUCCACUGAGAUCCUCAAACAUAAAAGGCAGCACAUGUAUACUGCCAAUUAACUAAGGACUGCAGUACUUGAAGAUCAUUAUUAAAGUGCUAUUGCUUCCCUCUACUGGCCAAUGGAUGGAAGUCCAAUGCCAGAAAUCCACAUUUGUAAAAUUCUACAAAAUGUACUGUUUUUUUCAAAGGCAAGAAAUAACAUAAAUCUUUGUUUACCAAAAGAACACA
This is a messenger RNA of Amphiprion ocellaris (clown anemonefish), 3613 nucleotides long. RefSeq names its product DEAH (Asp-Glu-Ala-His) box polypeptide 34 (gene dhx34). The transcript has 16 exons. The record is from RefSeq and is a predicted model, not a curated record. Gene Ontology annotation, molecular function: ATP binding; RNA binding. The coding region runs from base 13 to 3444 and encodes 1143 amino acids. NCBI's taxonomy places the organism in Eukaryota, Metazoa, Chordata, Actinopteri, Pomacentridae. Gene Ontology annotation, biological process: nuclear-transcribed mRNA catabolic process, nonsense-mediated decay. Gene Ontology annotation, cellular component: intracellular anatomical structure.